Molecule: messenger RNA, 4497 nt
Organism: Micropterus dolomieu (smallmouth bass)
Lineage: Eukaryota; Metazoa; Chordata; Actinopteri; Centrarchiformes; Centrarchidae
Product: DDB1- and CUL4-associated factor 1-like
Biological process (GO): protein ubiquitination
Cellular component (GO): nucleus; Cul4-RING E3 ubiquitin ligase complex
Molecular function (GO): nuclear estrogen receptor binding; histone H2AT120 kinase activity
Source: RefSeq, a predicted model, not a curated record
AUCAGCCAUGAACAGGCAGAAGGCUGAACUUCUAGGAAUCGAUAUUUCAGUGAAGGUGCCGCCUUUCUCCAUGAGAACUACUUGUCCGAUGGUCGAACAGCUUUAUAAACCCCCGCCUCCUCACCUUUCCAACGUUACAUUUGAGGAUGGGGGCAGCGAUGUCUUCCCCGGAGGAAGAGCCGUCGGCCUCCGUGUCGGCUGUCGUGUCGGCCGCCUUGUCGGCUGCUGUGUCGGCCGCCAUGGCAGUUGCCAUGUCCGUGGACGCGAAGGCGGAUCUCGCCACGCUGCUAGACGAAUGGGAGGAAGCCCAGCGGGGCACCACGGAGCAACUGGAGUCCAUCCUUACUAAAAUAUCUGAGCUGAUUGAACGAGAGACGGGAGAGUAUUACAAAGCAGACCCUGAUCCGUUCGAUGACCGUCAUCCAGGACGAGCAGACCCAGACUGCAUGCUGGGACAACUCCUGAAGAUGCUCUUUAUGAAUGAUGACUUCACUAACGCGCUGUUGGACACAUACAUAAUGACCAGCAGAGAGCUGAGCCUCAACACAGCGGCCUGUCGUCUGCUUCAGAACAUCAUGCCGGGCCUGGAGACCGCCGUCGUUUUCCAGGAGAAGGAAGGUCUGGUUGAGAAGUUGUUCACCUGGGCUCGUGAAGCAGAGCGACCGCUGUGCGUCUACGCCACGGGCCUGCUGGCCAGAGCCAUGAGCAACCAGGAAGUGGCGGCAAGCUACAGAGAGCAGAACGCUUCGCUGGUACCGAUCAUGAUUCAGCGCCUGCAUGAGCUGCAAACUGAGGAGGCUAAGAGUCACUGUAGAGCCACCAAGACGCCCCCGAAUCUGCCUCGGGACUCUCAGGUAGAAGCCAACCAAACCUCAAGCAUCUCGACAGACCGGCAAGACAAGACGGAGGGGGGAGAUGUGGGAGAGGAGGAAGAGAGGAAAGAGAGCGAGGGAGAGAGCAGCAGGCAGGUGUCAAAGGUCACUUCCAAACCUUUGUCCCUGCUCGGGUCGGCCCUGAAAAAGGGUGGCCGUAGCAGCAGCAGCGGUGGAUCCAGCUCGAUCCGACUCCUUCCAGACUUUGUUUAUCAAGCGAGCCCGGACCCUGCCUCCAGGGAGACGGAGGACAGGCAGGCAGGAGGAAGAGGAGGAGGGAAGAGACGAGCAGUAAAGGAAAACGGGAGGAAGGCUAAGCAGAAACUCAACUUCACCUCCUCCUGCAGGACUGAGGAGGAGGAGGAGGAGGAGGAGGAGGAGCAAGAGGAGGAGAGAAGCAACGCCAGCGACCAGCCGGCCAUCAGCACCUCCUGGUCUGAGGUGAGCUCGAUGGUGAUCGGCUCAGAAUACCGCCUUUCACCGCUGAGCGCGGCCAUGGAGCAGAGGCUCAUCCUGCAGUAUCUGACUCCGCUGGGAGAUUACCAGGAGUUGCUUGCUGUCUUCAUGCAGCUGGACACCCGGUCGUUGCUGAUGAACUACAUAGACCUCAGGCAGACCAAAAAUGUCCAGCUCACGUUUGACGCCCUCCUGUAUCUCGCCUCGCUGCUCCUCCACAAGAAGUUUGCAGCGGAGUUCAUCACGCACGGAGGAGUGCAGAAACUUCUGGAGAUCCCGAGGCCUUCCAUGGCGGCAACUGGGGUUUCACUCUGCUUGUACUACCUGGCGUACAAUCAAGACGCUAUGGAGAGGGUGUGCACACUCGCAGACGGCGUGCUGUCAGAUAUGGUGUCGUACGCUCUCUGGCUGUUGGAGUCGUCCCACGCUUCGGGCGUCUGCCACGCCACCAUGUUUUUCUCUAUUUCCUUCUCCUUCCGAGCGGUGCUGCAGCUCUUUGACCAACAGGACGGCCUGCGCAGGCUGGUCAAUUUGGUCAGUACUUUAGAGAUCCUCAACAUAGAGAACGAGGUGUCCGUAAUGAAUGACGACCAGGUCUUCUCCAGCCGACAGACAGCCAAACAUACCUGCAUGGCCCUGCGCAGGUACUUUGAGGCUCACUUGGCAGUAAAGGCUGAACAGGUCAAACAGUCGCUGCACUCCCCAGACGGAGGCACCGUUGUUCCCCAGCAGCCGUUUUACAAGGCAUACACGUACACCAGAGAGCAGGUUAUUGAGAUGAUGGAGUUUCUCAUUGAGUGUGGACCUCCUCAGCUCUACUGGGAACCAGUGGAGGUUUUCUACAAAUUGUCCUGUGUCCCUUUAAUGCUGCAGCUCAUAUCUGCAGCCUGUGACUGGAAGACUUACUAUGGCAGGAGCGACACAGUGCGUUAUGCCUUGGACAUCCUGGCCAUCCUCAUGGUGGUUCCUAAAGUCCAGUUGGUGCUGGCAGACACUGUUAUUGUUCUGGAUGAAACCAGGUCGCCCGUAUCCACUGUGGGUAUGAGCAUCAUUCUGGGUGUAGCAGAAGGAGAGGUGUUUGUCAAUGAUGCCGAGAUCCAGAAGUCUGCACUACAAGUGAUCAAUAACUGUGUGUGCGCCCCAGACCAGAGCCUGAACACUGUGGGUGCUUUUGCUGUCACCCCCCAUAGGCCGUCCCUCCACCCCCAGCAGCCCCCAGCUCCCCACAACAGAGUGCUGGCCCACAUGUGGCAAGAAGUGCAGAACAACAACGGUAUAAAGGUGCUUCUGUCUCUGCUGUCGGUGAAGACGCCCAUCACAGACGCGGACCUGAUCCGUGCUCUGGCCUGCAAAGCUCUGGUCGGACUCUCUCGCAGCUCCGCUAUCAGACAAAUCAUCAGCAAACUGCCGCUCUUCACCAGCAGCCACAUUCAGCAACUGAUGAAGGAGCCGGUGCUGCAGGACAAACGGAGCGAGCACGUCCGUUUCUGCCGAUACGCCGCCGAGCUGACAGAGCGAGUGUCCGGCAAGCCUCUCCUCAUGGGUACCGACGUCUCAUUGGCUCGUCUGCAGAGGGCUAAUGUUGUUGCCCAGUCACGGAUCACCUUUUCUGAGAAGGAACUCCUCGUGCUGAUCAGAAACCAUCUUGUGGCUAAAGGGCUCAAUGAGACGGCGAGCACGCUCGUUAAAGAGGCAAAUUUACCCAUAGGGUCCUUCUGUCCGAACUCUUCCUCCUGUGCCACCCCUCCACCGUCCUCCUCAGGGAUUCCCAGAACUUGCCGGAUAGCUGGCGGGAUCGCAGCUCGCGUCGCCGGCCAUGUCGGAUCCUCCCCUGUGUCCUCAGUUCCCGUAGCGUCCUCCUGCACUCCCGCUUCCUCUCGUUCCCUCGUCAAUCCUCCCCCUUCAUGCACCACGCCUUCUACCUCUGCCAUUGCCCCGUCUCCCGCGGCUCCUCAUCCCACAUCUCAUGGGCAGGGCUCGCCACUGGUUGGACGGAUUUUAUUCACACGGGAACGCCCGGUGGCCCACUGCAGCUCGGGGAAAAAGCUCCGCGCACUGAAACAGAAGUCUGACCACGGUGCUUUCAUACAGACUCCAGCCAUGAAGAAGCAGCUGGAGCGCCACCUUCCUUCCCCCCCGAGCCUGGACAGCAUCAUCACCGAGUACCUGAGGGAACAACACGCCCGCUGCCCCAAUCCUGUCACCACCUGCCCCCCGUUUUCCCUUUUCACCCCCCACCGCUGUCCUGAGCCCAAGCAGAGACGACAGGCAUCGCCCAACUUCACUGCCCGCUUGGGGAGCAGGGUGCUGUACCCGAAAUAUGGAGGCGUGGACCGAGGGUGUCUGGAUAGACAUCUGAUAUUUAGCAGGUUUCGUCCGAUGUCAGUCUUCCACGAGGGCGACGGAGACGAGAGCGGUUUCACCUGUUGUGCCUUCUCAGCCCGCGAGCGUUUCCUCAUGCUGGGAACGUGCUCCGGUCACCUCAAAUUCUAUAACGUCUUCUCUGGAGAGGAAGAGGCCCACUACACCUGCCACACGUCGGCCAUCACGCACCUCGAACCCUCCAGGGAUGGGAAAUUGCUGCUCACCUCUGCUUCUUGGAGUGUCCCCUUAUCUGCUCUCUGGAGUAUGGAUGGUGUCUUUAGCAUGAAGAAGUCUUUUGAAGACGAUCACUACGUCGAGUUCAGUAAACACUCUCAGGACAGGGUCAUCGGCACCAAGGACCAAGUCGCACACAUCUACGACAUCCAGACGGGUCAGAAGACUCUGACCCUGAACGACGUCGCCCUGGCCAACAACUACAAGAGGAACUGUGCCACCUUCAACCCCAGCGACGACCUGGUGCUGAACGACGGGGUGCUGUGGGACGUGCGGGCAGCACGGGCCAUCCAUAAGUUCGACAAGUUCAACAUGAACAUCAGCGGGGUCUUCCAUCCAAACGGCCUGGAGGUCAUCGUCAACACGGAGAUUUGGGACAUGAGGACCUUCCACCUCCUGCACACUGUCCCUGCUCUGGACCAGUGCAGGGUGGUCUUCAACCGCAACGCCACCAUUAUGUAUGGAGCGAUGCUGCAAGCCGAUGAUGAGGACGAUGCUAUGGACCAGCAGAUGAAGAGUCCCUUCGGCUCGUCCUUCAGAACCUUUGAUGCUACUGACUACAAGCCCAUCG